Messenger RNA from Didymosphaeria variabile, 291 nucleotides. RefSeq lists its product as uncharacterized. Gene Ontology annotation, biological process: mitochondrial electron transport, NADH to ubiquinone. Bases 1 to 291 code for a protein of 96 amino acids. The transcript is spliced from 2 exons. The record is from RefSeq and is a predicted model, not a curated record. NCBI's taxonomy places the organism in Eukaryota, Fungi, Ascomycota, Dothideomycetes, Pleosporales, Didymosphaeriaceae.
AUGAGCUCUAGGACCACCGUUCUGAGGCUCUAUCGCCGUUCGCUCAAGCUGGCUCUCGACUGGGCCGUUCACAGGUACCUCUGGCGGGGCCAGGCAAUGUACAUCCGCUCGCUGUUCGAAGCCAACAAGAACGUCACCGAGCCGCGCCGACAGAGGGUACGAUCCGUAUGGCAAUGCUCGCAAGGCAGCAUCGCUGACACGCGCGCAGGACUUGAUCAAGGAGACAGAGAAUCUCCUCGAGAAGUGGAAGCAUCCGGACCCGUACCGCCCGCCCACGGCGCCUGGGGGUGA